Messenger RNA from Pocillopora meandrina, 460 nucleotides. Lineage: Eukaryota; Metazoa; Cnidaria; Anthozoa; Scleractinia; Pocilloporidae. The record is from the annotation of a GenBank genome assembly.
AUGAAACCAGCAGUUGUGGCCCAGGACGAAAUGUUUCCCGAUGGAGAUGCUGGAUGGAUGGAAAUGGACGAGGUGAGCUUCCACUCACUACAGUACAACCUUCAAUUCUGAAAUUGUUUCGACUUUAAGGAAAAUAAAAGUUAACAUGUCGGUUUUAGUUAACUUUUCGAUACCCUUUCAGUACCCUUUUAUUUCGUCCAUUGUUAUUUUCUCUUGUUUUUCUUUUGCUGCGUGCUAUUUAGGCAGCAUCAAGUGGUGGAAUGCUGAUAGAAUUAGCAGCUAAUGAAAGAGCAGUCCAUGGUGAUUUCUUCAAUAGUAGGUUUUCCAUCUUUCUUUCCUAGACAUUUGUUUUGAUUUUAAUAUAUCUCAUAUUGAUUCAUGAAUAUAGUGUUGUUACAAAUCUUUGUCUUUCUUCACGAUAGAUUUUGAUGACCUCUUUGAUGACGAUGACCUUCGGUGA